AAUACUCCCUCAGGUUUCCACAUAACACAUUGGUUGUGAGAACAGCACCAGUGAGCCGAGUUAAAGCAGAUUACAAGCAGACUCUUCUGCACUGCUUACUUUGAGCAAAGGGAGUCAUGGCACUUUCCGCAGAAGGAGGAGGAGCAGCAGCAGCAGCAGCAGCAGCAACCGUCCACAGAAACCUUGAUGCACGCGGCAGGAUGUGCGCAAAAGCUGUACUGCGCAGGAAUAGAACGUCUAGGGCGGGUUCUUGCGAGGUUCUCCUUCCUUUUCAUUGGUUCUAUGGUGGGGAGUCAUAAUGUUCCCGGGGUUCGGGCAUACAUACGGGCACAUUGUGUGAUGAGCUGAAGAGAGAAAAACAAGGAGAAAAAAUAAAACGUUUUUUUUAUUAUUAAACCAACGAAAUGUUUUUAAUGGUUGGUGUAUUCACUGGAAUGACUACUUGAGUAGUUAAACCACGGUGGGAUAGUGGACAGCCGGACAAAGAGAAGGCGGCACGCAAAACGGCAUUGCCUGCUUCCUGAGUGAAUAUAACCUGAUCCAUACCAUCUUGGAUCCCACGCACACAUGCCAAAGAGGGUGGAUUGGGUGUUAGUAAACCGUUGUUUAAGGUUGCCUCUGGAGUUGGAGCAUGGCUCAAGGGUGGAAUGCUUGUUUUCAUAAACUUCAGCCAUUGUCAUCAGAUUCAAGGUCUUUGAAUGUGCCCUUGGAUUCAGAAGAGAGUUUGGCACACCACCUUGAAAGCCUCAUUGAGCAUAAUGACAUGUCCAACACUGUGGCUUCACCAGAAAAGACCUCUGACUUGAAUAUGAGUUCAAGUAUUUUCUCAAAUUCCAAUACUAGUUCUGAGUUUGUACAACAGAAAUACUUUGAUGAUGUUCUUUGGCAAGAUGAGGGUCAGCCAGCACAUCAUGGAGAUCUGUUCAAACACACAAGCAACAGCCUCUUUGCCCUAGAUAGACCAGCCAGUUCCAGUCAUUGUCUCUCAGAUUCAGGGGAAGAUUUAAACUCCCAUGAUCUUAAACAAAAAUUUGACUUAUUGAAACCUUCCAUUCCGGAGGAAUACUCUGAUGUUAGUAGCUGCUCCGAGUCAGAUGUUAAAAGUGCAGAUCCUUCUUGUGAAAAAUGUAAUAUUUCAAAUGAUAAGCCGCUGGAUGCAGAUGACAACAAGGAAAAUUCAUCUGUUCCACAAAGACUGUCUGCUUCAGAGCGUGUGGUAGAAGAGGAUCAAAAACCAGCAGGGAAGGAAAAGGACACAUUCAUGAUGCUAGAGGAUGAAUACUCUGAGGACUCAAGUGCUCCAGAAAGCCUAUCUGUUUCAGAGGACGAGGGAGAUGAGGAUCAUCUGGAUGGAGGAACACAGGAGGAGAAAGACAAAAUGUGUGUGGUGAAAGAUGGUCAACAUGCACAGACUCCAUCCGGUUCCCUAGAAAACCAGACUUCCUCUCAGAGCAAGAGAAAAGAGAAACUAGAUGAUGAAGCAAGAAAAGAUGUUUGUUUGGAAGAAGAGGAUCGAUACUCAAAUGUCAGCAGCCUACAGGAUCAAAAUGAAGGAACCAUAAUAACAGAGAGGUUAGAAGAGAUGUAUUCAUUAUCUCAAGGAAGUAUAGACUCAUUGGGUAUCAAUACCACUAAUGUUCAAGAUGCUGCAAACAAGUUGAGUGAUAAUACCUGUGCCCUUGAAUAUCAGGAUUCAGUUAGGGAUAAUGACUCAAAUGAUGCUGGUGAUGACUUUGAAAAUGGUAGCACAGGUUUUUCUGGUAUUUGUGGAUUAGACCUUGGGAAUACCAAUCAAACCUGUUUGGAAUUCCCAGAAAAUCGAUCGUUAAAAACUAGAUUUCAGAAAAUUGUAGGAAGUGGCACUCAAACUACAAACUCAACUUGUGUGAAAAGUGAAAGGGAUUCCAUUUGUCCAAUUCAAAGCAAAGAAGAUCGCAGUAGUUUUGAUUUUUUAGAACGUUGCUUAGGUCUGACCAACUCUGGAAUCGAACAAAAGUCCUGUAUUGAAAAUGAGUGGCUAAGACCUAUGGAUGAGUCGGAUGUAUUGUCUUGUUUGAAAGAGGGCCAGGCCUCUCGACAGAAUAUAAUGCACCCAAUAGAGGCACCAGACCACGUGAGAACUGGUCUUGAAAAUGUAAAGAAGCCAAUCCAAAAAGUAUUCACUGGAGAUGAGCAAGAACCCCUUGUUCUAAGUGAAUGCUACAGUGAACCAUUAUCAUUUGAAGAUUCUGUUAGUUACCCCAAGGACAAUCAGGAAAAGGGUGAAAACGGGUUUAUUCACUCAUCUGAAUUUCACCACAAGGAAGGAGAUUCCUCUGUUGAUAAUAUUGAAGAUGAAAUGGUUUUUGAAGACCAGGCAGUUCGGUUAAAAUCCUCUCUGAGUAUGAGGAAACGCCUGCACCCAAUUGUAAUACUCAAGACCUCUAAACUGAAAAAUGUCAGCAAUGGAUUCUAUUACUGUACAGAGUGUCAAAAGACAACGGAAAGUAUAGACCAUCUAAUUGAGCACCAUCAUUCUAACCACUCUGAGAACAAAUUUCAUUUCUGUCAGUCUUGUGGUACUUUUUUGACACAUGAUAUUGUAACAAAGCGACAUCAGUGCGGUGUUAUUGGUGAAAACACACCACGCACUUCUAAUACUAAACUACAGAAAGUAAAAUCAACUGGGCAUGAUUUUCACAAGUGUAGAUAUUGCAGACAGACAUUUCACAGACUGUGUGAUUAUAACAAGCAUGUGCAAAGCCAUUCGGCUAAAACUGAGCACAAGUGUAAAAGGUGUGGUGCUUACUUUUCACAAAGAGGUAAUCUAAACAGGCAUAUAAGUACCAAGCGAUGCCGGCGUUCACAAGAUCCUCUUAAAAAACAGAUUGGUAAAACUCCACAAGAUCCAUGUAAAAAAACGAUUGAUACAGCUCCACCAGAUCUUUUAAAACCACAGAUUGAUACAGCGCCACAAGAGCCUCGUAAAAAAACAAUUGAUACAACUCCACAAGAACUUUUAAAACAACAGAUUGAUACAACUCCACAAGAUCCUAGUAAAAAAACGAUUGAUACAACUCCACAAGAUAUUUUAAAACAACAGAUUGAUAUGACUCCACAAAAUCCUGUAAAAAAACGGAUUGAUACAAUUCCACAUAACCGCAAUCACAAAACGGGAACUGUAAAUCCAAAUGGCCUCCCACCAGACAGCCCCUAUGCCAAUCUUCCAGAUUGCUUUGUGAAGCUGGUGGACAUUUGCAAUGAGCAUGUUUGUCGUCUUUGUGGUAAAAGCUUUGCAACCAGUGCAAAACUGUACAAACAUGGAUACAAUGUACACCAUACAAAAACUAGGUCACAUAAUAUUAGGUCUAAGUUUCAAAACACAAAUAGAUUUAAGUGUCAAACAUGCCAGAUGACAUUCAGUAAUUCAAGCAAUUUUAGCAGGCACAAGAGAAGAUGCAAUGGAGCUGAGACAUGUAAGUGCCCUCUUUGCCCACGCCUUUUUAAAUAUUCCAACAACCGGUUCCGCCAUUUGCGCGAGCAAUGCAUUAAAGACUACAUACAGGGAAGCUCUGGGAAAGUUAACAUGAAAUUUAGAUGCCCCUUUUGCACCACCACAUUUAGUAAUGCUUCUAACCGACAUAGACAUAUAAGACUGGUAUGCCUCAAGGAAUAUAUGCACAAUGAGACUUCAAGGACAAAAGCUGAACGCCAGAAAGUGGUUGAACCAAAAGGAAAAAAUACAAAUCCUCGAAUAAAAAAAGCACUGAAUCAAAGUAAGUGGGGCUUCAAAUGCAAUUACUGUCCGUCUGUUUAUGCUUAUUCUUCUGGUAGGUACAGACACAUGAGAAAACAUACCUUGCUUGAAAAUCCUGGGAAAAAGGUGCAGUUCAGAUAUUCUAACUUAGCUCCUAUUUCAAAACAAUCCAAGGAAAGUGUUGAGGAGCCUAAAAACAAUCCACUUUCCAGUGAAGUCAGCAUCCAGCAUUUUCCCUGUUGCUUCUGUGGAAAGAUGUUCAACGCAAAAUAUCCACUGAAGAAACACAUCCAUAGUAUGCACAGGGGUGAUAAACCAUACCGCUGCCUGGAAUGUGGGAAACGUUUUAGCAAAGAAGUCUAUCUUGUCACUCAUAAAAAAGUGCACCAGCGAAGGAUACAAUGUACUGUUUGCAAAAAGAUACUUCCUACAAUUGGGGAAUUGAUUCAACACAGGCAAACACACAUCAAAAGGGGCAUGCUUCAGUGCCCAGACUGCCCGUCGCAGUUUCAGUACCCAGUAUAUCUUCUCCGACACAUGGCAUCACAUCAUAAACUUAAGCAAGAGCGGCCACUUAAAGAGAAACAAAAUAGCCACUCUCCAAUAGCUCAGCCGCUUGAGUCCUUGCCAUCAAUCAAAGAGACGGAAAAGGAGUUGGGGUGCCCCUUAUGUCCAGAGGUCUUACCCAGUGCCUCAGAACUGAGUAGUCACUGCUUAAACCAUCUAUCAGAGUCUUCUUCAAGUCGUUGUCCAUUUUGUAAACGCCACUUCUCUGCCCGCACAUCUUUGGUACGCCAUAUACGCAUUCAUACUGGGGAGAAACCAUUUACCUGUCUGAGUUGUGGCACACCAUUUCAUCGAAAAGAAUAUCUCCUGUUGCACCAUGAAAAAUGUGCACAAAGGAAGCAAGCAAUAAACACUAGCAAAGAGAGUGAAGAUGUUUCAUCAAAAUCUUUGGUAACAAGUAUAAAGAAAGUAUACAAAUGUUCAUACUGUCCUCGGGAAUUUGAAAAAGUACCUCGUUUAUUGACACACCACAAUGGCCACAUGCAAAAUACAGUUAUCCCAUGUCCAAAAUGUGGUAAAUGCUAUAGACAUAAGCGGAAGUUACAUGAACGACUUUGCAAAGGCUCAAACGUCAAACCUACGGAAUCGGUAGGCACUAUCUUACAUCCUUGUCGAAACUGUGGGAGGAAAUUUUCUAAGGAUUAUAACAGAAAUGUCCAUGAAAGGACUUGCAACACUGUAAAGCGCAUGCAAGAAAAUACCAGUUCUGGGAACUCAAAAAUGCAUUUUUGCAGGAAUUGUGGAAAGUACUUUACAAGGAGUGAUGAUUACAAUGUCCAUGAGAAGACUUGCAACUUUGACAAACUGUUGCAAAAAAGGACUACAGAAAUUAGGACGAGUAGCAGGGAUAAACUGCAGCACAAAUGCCCCCAUUGUCCAAGCAAGUUCAGGUACAGAAGUUAUCUCCUCAGACAUAUUGGGUCACACACUGGAGAAAAAUCAUAUCCAUGCAUGCACUGUGGUCACAGCUAUACAACACAGUCACGAUGCUUGCAGCAUGAAGCCUUCUGUGAUGGUGUUAACAGACAAAAGCCACCAAGUGCCAGUGUUAGAGAGGUUGAAGGUGAAUAUAAGUGCAACAUCUGCACAAAAACAUUUAUGAAAUCCCGAAACUUAAGACGGCACAUCCUAACACAUACUGACGUCAAGCCAUAUCGCUGUAAAGCAUGUGACAGCUGUUUCUCCAGACAUGAUCAUUUAAAACUACACCAGAGUCGCUGCAAAGGGAAAAGACAACGUCUAGAGGUUCGCAUUGCCAAAAUAAGUCUUGCAGAUGUUGGAAGAGGCUGGCAAAAUAACCUGGACAAUACUGAUUCAGAAAAGAAACCAUUGUUUUAUUGCAGUAUAUGUUCAAAAAGCUUCCCCACUCACAGCAAUAUGGCCAGACAUAAUGCCAUGUUGCAUGCUGUAAGAACAGUUGGCUGCAACCACUGUGGCAGUUCAUUCACUCAUGAAAAAUCACUUAAGAGGCAUAAAAGUGUUGGUGCAUGUCAAAGAAUGUUUGCAAAAACUCAGCAUUCAGAAACACAAAAUGUUAUAAGCCCACCAUCUCGAGAGACAAAUCGACUUCUACAAAGGAUCCAGCUGCAGUAUAAGGACAAACGCAAAUUCAAAUGUACCUUCUGCCCUCGCCUUUUCAAAAGUGGUGAGCAAUUGAGGGUACACACACGUUUGCAUACAGGGGAGAAACCAUUUGGCUGUGCCAGUUGUGGUGAGAGAUUUAUCCGUAGGGACUACCUGCAGCGCCAUUUGAACAAGUGUAAAGGAGAAACCCUUGACACAGUGCUUUGUGACAGGUGUGGUGAUGUGUUUUCUCAAGACAAACUUGGCAACCAUCAACAGACGUGUGUUAUCAAAUCCAAAUCACCUGCCUGUAGUCGAAAUGAUUCCACUGCUCGCAGUCCACCUAAAGGGUUUUCCUGUGCCAAUUGCAGUUCACGGUUCUUGUUGUUUUCACAACUCCAGGAGCACUUUCUCAACACACACAGUGAAGAAACAACCUCUCCGGAUUCAUCUCUACAGGAGCAGUUGUCCAGCAAAGUGAACAUAAAAGAGGAGCCUGUGGAUGAAGAAUAUGGUGACACUCAGCAGAGUGAUAACGUCUUGCUUGAUCAAGACUGUGAUAUACAUAAUGAUAUGAUGAAACCUAUUGAGUGCCCACAAUGCAACAUGCACUUUGGAAAUAAGGGUGGCUUUGCCAGGCACAUGCAUACACAUUUAGGACAGCACCCUUUCAACUGCAAGAAAUGCAAGAAAGGCUUUUGGAACAAAAACUUCUAUCGGACACACAUAAGGAAAUGUAGACUUAUGGGCAUCAACAGAGAAGGCCAAACUGACACAUUAAUUACUUCAGAGAUGGAUCCUGCUCUUAAAGAGACUGUCCUAGUUUUCAACCAAGGUUCCAAAACAACAGGCACUGGAGUCUUGCAGACUAAUUUCUCCUGCAAAGAUGACUUGAAAGAUUUAACCCUGCAGAAUUUCUCUGGAAAUCAAGGAAAAGGAAGCUCUUCCACUGAAAGAAAAAAUAGUGGUCAACAAAUCCCAGGAAACAAGUACCAGUGCUCAGAGUGUGAUAAAAGUUUCACUGAUGGCCUUCUGCUCAUUAGCCAUUUAGAGGAUCAUGGGCGAGAAGAGCUGGAAAGAAAAAAGAAAUCUUGCCAGAAGUGUGGUAAGACAUUUGCUAAUCUUGCAGACCUUGCAAGGCAUACGAGAGUCCACUGGAAUGAGAAGACAUAUUCUUGCCCAGAAUGCCCACAGACAUUUCACUAUUCUUCUGACCUUGACAUCCAUAGAACCUGCCAUGACCCAAAUAGACCAUUUGUUUGCAAAGAGUGUCAACAAAGAUUUUGGACCAGUCAGUCUUUGGAAAAUCAUCAAAGCCAAGCUCAUCCAAAGGAACUAAUUUAUACAUGCCAUGUGUGUAACAAGAACUAUUCAAUCAGAAGUUCACUUGUUAAACAUAUCAGGAUGAAGCAUCAAACUGAGAAGAAAGUCAAUGUUGAUCGAUUCGUAAAGGAAAAAGAAGCUGUGGUACAAGAUGACUUUGACAUGGAAGUUGAUGAGGAUGGAGAAAGUAAUGCAAAUAAUGAUGAGGAUGAAAAUGAUGCCAGUGAGGAUAAUGAUUCUGACUCCGCAGACUACUUCCCUUGCCAUGUAUGCGGCAAAACAUUCACUACGUCAGAAAGCCUUGAAGAUCAUCAGCGCUGUCACCUAGGUGAAAAGCCUCAUGAAUGUGCUGAAUGUGGCAAAUGUUUUUUCCAGGCAGGACAACUGCAACAACACCUACGAAGCCAUAAGUCUGAAUAUCAGUGUCAAACAUGUGGUAGAGGCUUUGUCUCACUCUUUGCCUUACGCAAACACAAACAUACACAUGGAAAGAGCCGUCAACACCGUUGUUCAAAGUGCCCACUCAGCUUCAGAGGGCCCUCACAGCUGGCGGAACACAUGGCCAGCCACCGCGAUGACAAUUUCCCUUGUGAUAUAUGUGAUCGCACCUUCUCUUGCAAGAUAAGUCGGGCAGAGCACCGGAAAAUACACACUGAGACCGAUGAUGUUCCACCACUUCUCCUUCAACCUGAGAGGAAGACAGCAUCCCCCUCUCCUACAGCCACUGCAAUAGAACAACUGAAAUAUCGCUGUGGGGUUUGCAAUGAACGUUUUAAAGAUCCAGAACAACUGUCAGAGCAUGGCUGCAUGGCUGCUAGAGAGCGACCAUAUACAUGCCAAGAAUGUAACAAGCAUUUCUUGCAUGCAUCUCACUUAAACAAGCACCAGCUUAGUCACUACCAACUACCACAAUCAUAUGUAUAUCGUUGCAAUCAAUGCCGCAUGAAUUUCAAUUAUCGUCAUAAUUUUGUCAGCCAUUUAAAGACCCAUGGUGAUGAUGAGGCAGCAGCAGAAACUCUGAAGGGAGUCUCUGUGACACAUUCUGGGGAAACUGAUGCAGAGAAGAGAACAAUUUACAAAUGCCCAAUUUGUCCUCACAGGUUUGCCCAUGCAUUGGAACUGGCAAGUCAUCUUUCAGUACACUCAGAGAACAUGAAUACAUGCAGUGUUUGUGACUUGACAUUCCCCACCAAAAGCAAGCUCGCUGAACAUGAGCGAAGCCAUUUAACUCCUGCAACACAAUAUGAGUGCACUGAGUGUGGUAAGAGCUUCUUGGGUAGUGAUCCUUUCCGCCAGCACCACUGUGCUCACAGGCAAAGUGCUGUUACAGACCAUGAACAUCCAAAUUCGUCAAGUAGAACAUCAAUGGAGGAAGAGGAAGAAGUGGAUGUUGGGGAGGACUUCUUUAAUUGUACUGUAUGCUUAAAGCGAUUCUCCUCCAGUGGUAGUCUCCAGGAGCAUCUAAACAAAGAGCAUCCCAAUGAACGACCAUUCAAGUGUCAGUCUUGUGGAAAGGCCUUUACUUUGAAGAGAUAUCUCAGAGACCAUGAAAGAAGACAACAUAAGUUUGGCACUGAACGAGCCCAGCCCUCAUUCAAAUCCACAGACACUGAAAGCCAGUACAAGUGCUCUGUUUGCCCCAAAACAUUAACCUCGUCACACAGUCUGUCAUUGCAUAUGAAAGUGCACACAGAACAGGAAUCUGGAGGAGAGCACCGUUGUGACAUGUGCUACAAAUCAUUUAAUCGGCUGUCUCUUCUAAGGCAGCACCAAGAAAGUCAUGUUGGGCAAGUUGUGUAUGAAUGCACGGAGUGUGACAAAGCAUUUGCUUUCCCUCAUCUUCUGGAGGAACAUCAAAAGACUCAUGCUGCUGGACCAUAAGUUUACUAUACUCAAAAUCCUUCUAACUAAAUGUAAUAAGAAAAGUUGGACAGUGGUCAUAGAAACAGCCUAGUGCCUCACGGAUUGGGUUGUUAUCCAAUUAGCUCAUUACUCUAAUUUCUGGUGCUGUUUGCUUUGAAGAAGCAAUUUAUGUUCUCAGUUACAUCUUACUAGUUUAAAACAAAAAAGUAAGACUCUCACUUGCUGAAUCUUGUUUUACUCCAUGUAUUUUCAAACAAAAUUGGCCUACUACAUGGUUUGUGAAAAGUUUUAAGAUAUAUUUACAGAUUUCCUUCCCCUGAUUGGUUAAUAUCUGGUUAGAAUGGCAGUUCUAUUAGUUGGGUAUAGUUCAAAUGUUUUGAGUUCCCUAAAUGCAAUAACAGUUGACAUUUGCAAAACACUGUCAAAUGUAAGCUUUUUACAGUGGAAUCCUGAUUAACUGAAAGGGGCUGUCAUUUAUAGCUUUAUGAAUCAUUAUAGAUCCAAAUGUAUUUGUUUGCUCCUUGCUUGUCCAUUGUACUUUCUAACUCUCUAAAGAUGUCGCUUUGACUUAGCCCAACAAUAUCAAAUUUUUUAUGUGACUAUAUUGAUUAAACAUGACUAUUCUCAAAAAAAUGAAGUUCCACAUGUGUAAACCACAACAUUGUAUAUCAUGUAAAUAUGACAUAAUAAUAUAGCCUAGUAGUAUUUGACAUGACAUUGACCAGUGCUGUUGUAUGAUUAUUUUCACUUUGUUCAGAAAGAUUCUGUAUCAUUCAAAUGCCUUAUCCUAAAAAUGUUCCUACUAAUGAGAUUCUACUAAUGGGCAACAUUUGUACAUAAUUGUAUCCUCUUAUUAGUUGUUACUUUUGUAUAAAUGGUAUUUAAAUCAAUAGACAUUCACACAUUUAAAAUAAAUCAACAAACUGGUUGUUUUGUUGUAUUCUUUC
Esox lucius (northern pike) is the source of this 9999-nucleotide messenger RNA. RefSeq names its product zinc finger protein 1035. The transcript is spliced from 3 exons. The record is from RefSeq and is a predicted model, not a curated record. NCBI's taxonomy places the organism in Eukaryota, Metazoa, Chordata, Actinopteri, Esociformes, Esocidae. Bases 632 to 9070 code for a protein of 2812 amino acids.